GCUCGGCGCUGACUCCGCCGCACGCUGCAGCCGCGGCUGGAAGAUGGCGGGGAACGACUGCGGCGCGCUGCUGGACGAAGAGCUUUCCUCCUUCUUCCUCAACUAUCUCGCCGACACGCAGGGUGGGGGGUCCGGGGAGGAGCAACUCUGCGCUGACUUUCCUGAGCUUGACCUCUCCCAGCUGGAUGCCAGCGACUUUGACUCAGCCACCUGCUUCGGGGAGCUGCAGUGGUGCCCAGAGAACUCGGAGACUGAACCCAGCCAGUACAGCCCUGACGACUCCGAGCUCUUCCAGAUCAUCGACAGUGAGAAUGAGGCCCUCCUGGCAGCACUCACCAGGACCCUGGACGACAUCCCUGAAGAUGACGUGGGUCUGGCUGCCUUCCCGGCUCUGGACGGGGAAGACGCGCCGUCCCGCACUUCGGCUUCGCCCACCCCCUCCUCUGCACCUCCCAGCCCCAGCCCCUCGCUGGAGAGGCCCCAGGCCCCCGCGCCUGAAGUGGACGAGCUCUCGCUGCUGCAAAAACUCCUCCUCGCCACGUCCCACCCGACUUCAAGCUCUGACACGCAGAAGGAAGGGACCGCCUGGCGCCAGGCAGGCCUCAGGUCCAGGAACCAGCGGCCCUGUGUCAAGGUGGACGGCACCCAAGACAAGAGGGCCCCCACGAUGCAGUCUCAGAGCCGGAGUUGUACCGAACUGCAUAAGCACCUCACUUCAGUGUCAUCCUGCCCCCAGACUGCAGCCCGCUCCCCAGACAGGGGCGUGUGGCCCCCACCCGCCCUGAGUCCCCAGCUUCCUGCCAAGGAGGAGGAGGAGGAAGCUGGGGAGGACUGCCCGAGCCCCCAGCCAGCUCCAGCCUCGCCCCAGGCCUCCUCAGUACUGGGUGGAGCGGGCCCGGGCGCCCAGGGCUCCCGGGACGACACGCAGGCCAUGGUGCAGCUCAUUCACUACAUGCAUACGUACUGCCUGCCCCAAAGGAAGCUGCCCCCCCAGGCCCCAGAGCCAGCCUCCCAGCCCUGCGGCAGCCCCUCCACACAGGCCAAGCCCCAGCCCCGGUCCCAGCACCCUUCCAAAGGCUCCUGGGCAGAAUUCUCCAUCCUGAGGGAACUUCUGGCUCAAGAUGUCCUCUGUGAUGUCAGCAAACCUUACCGCCUGGCCACACCUGUCUAUGCCUCCCUCACGCCCCGCCCCAGGCCCAGGCCCCCCAAAGACAGCCAGGCCUCCCCUGGCCACCCGUCCCCCGUGGAGGAGGUGAGGAUCACAGCUUCGCCCAGGAGCACUGGGCCCAGACCCAGCCUGCGCCCCUUGCGCCUUGCGGUGAAAGGACACGCUAGCCGGUCAGCCAGGCUGCGGCGGGAGGAGGAAGACGAGGAGGAGGAGGAAGAGGAGGAGGAAGAGGAGGAGGAGGAAUGGGGCCGGAAAAGACCGGGCCGAGGUCUGCCAUGGACCAAGCUGGGGAGGAAGCUGGAGAAUGUGGUGUGCCCCGUGCGGCGCUCCAGGAGACUGAACCCGGAGCUGGGGCCCUGGCUGGCAUUCUCCGAUGAGUCUCUGGUCCCUGUGGAGCCCCAAGGAGCUCUGCCGUCACUGCGCCUGGCUCCGGAGGCCUACAACAUGGAGGGGGCACUGGGCAGCCCCACGGACGAGGACAGUGGCCAAGACCAGCAGCUCCCACGGGGACCCCAGAUCCCGGCUCUGGAGAGCCCCUGUGAGAGUGGGUGUGGGGACACGGAUGAGGACCCCAGCUGCCCACGGCUCCCUUCCAGAGACUCUCCCAGGUGCCUCAUGCUGGCCUUGUCACAAAGUGACCCUCCUUUUGGCAGGAAGAGCUUUGAGCAGACCUUGACAGUGGAGCUCUGUGGCACCGCAGGACUCACCCCACCCACCACACCUCCAUAUAAGCCCACAGAGGAGGACCCCUUCAAGCCAGACAUCAAACACAGCCCAGGCAAAGACAGAGCUCCCAGCCUCCCCAGCCUGGAGAGUCUCCAGCUUGGGGCCACCACGGCGGCUGCCCACAAGCUGCCAAAGAAGCACCCAGAACGGAGUGAGCUCCUGUCCCACCUGCGGCAUGCUUCAGCCCAGCCAGCCUCCCAGACAGGUCAGAAGCGCCCCUUCUCCUGUUCCUUUGGAGACCACGAUUACUGCCAGGUGCUCAAGCCAGAAGGCACCCUGCAGAGGAAGGUGCUGAGGUCCUGGGAGCCAUCUGGGGUCCACCUUGAGGGCUGGCCCCAACAGGGUGCCCCACGGGCUGAGGAGCAGGCCUCCGACAGGGAGGAAGACAGAAGCUGUGACAGCGGUGCCCCCGCCAAGGACAGUGUGCUACUGAGAGACCACGAGAUCCGUGCCAGCCUCACCAAACACUUUGGGCUCCUAGAGACCGCCCUGGAGGACGAAGACCUGGCCUCCUGUAAAAGUCCCGAAUACGACACGGUCUUUGAGGACAGCAGCAGCAGCAGUGGUGAGAGCAGCUUCCUCUUGGAGGAGGAGGAGGAGGAGGAGGAGGAGGACGAUGAUGAAGAGGACUCGGGGGUCAGUCCCCCUCGAUCUGACCACUGCCCCUACCAGAGCCCACCAAGCAAGGCCGGUCGGCAGCUCUGUUCCCGCAGCCGUUCCAGCUCUGGUUCCUCCUCCUGCCGCUCCCGGUCACCAGCCACUCGAAGGACCUUCAGAUGUGAGAGCAGAGGGCCGUGUUCAGACGGAACGCCAAGCGUCCGGCACGCCAGGAAGCGGCGGGAAAAGGCCAUUGGCGAAGGCCGUGUGGUGUAUGUUCGGAAUCUCUCCAGUGACAUGAGCUCCCGAGAGCUGAAGAGGCGCUUUGAAGUGUUUGGUGAGAUUGUGGAGUGCCAGGUGCUGACCAGAAGCAAGAGAGGCGAGAAGUACGGCUUCAUCACCUACCGGUGUUCUGAGCACGCAGCCCUAUCUCUGAGGAAGGGUGCUGCCCUGCGGAAGCGCCAUGAGCCCUCCUUCCAGCUGAGCUGCGGGGGCCUCCCGCACUUCUGCCGACCCAGACACACUGACUAUGAUUCCAAUUCAGAAGAGGCCCUCCCUGCGUCCAUGAAAAACAAGUACGAAGCCAUGGAUUUUGACAGCUUACUGAAGGAGGCCCAGCAGAGCCUGCAUUGAUAACAGCCUUAACCUUCGAGGAAUACCUCAAUACCUCAGACAAGGCCCUUCCAAUAUGUUUACGUUUUCAAAGAAAUUAAGUAUACGAGAAGGCCAGAGCGCGAGCGCGUGAGAGAGAGAGAGAGAGAGAGAGAGAGAGACUUGAAACUGCUGUCCUUUUAAAAAAAAAAACAAAUCAAUGUUUACAUUGAACAAAGCUGCUUCUGUCUGUGAGUUUCCAUGAUGUUGACGUCCCACUGCCACUGUAGCGUCCUCGCUUCCGGCGGGCGGCCCCGGGCGCGCCUCCCAGUGCUGGGUCAGUCCCCCACGUCCCUUAUCUCCCUGACCGACUUCCCUCGUAGACGUGCAGCCGUGUUCACCCUAACAUUUCUUGUCCGUAGUAUGUGAUGAUGAAAUUGUUACUCGUGAAUAGAAUCAGGAUUAUAUGCUCAUUUUUAAUUGAAGAAAAAAAAUAUAUCCUUCAAAUAAUGUAUUUAUGGCUCAGAUGUACUGUGCCUGGGAUUAUUGUAUUGCUUCCUUGAUUUUUUAACUAUGCACUGUUGUGAGGUGUUUGCCACUGAGCUGCUCUGCUUCCUCUGCCAGAAAGCCCUAGAGGUGCUGGGUGGCUGGUGGGUUGGUCCCCAGGGCAGUGUGACCCGCAGCCACAACUCGGAGCAGUGGAGAGAGGCUUCUGAGACUUGCCUGCCAAGCUCUGCCCUGAGUCAAACUGAGUAUGCGCAGGUCCAGUUCCAGUCAGAACCCUCACUGGGUGCCAGCUGGUGCUCACAACUUGGGCCUGGCUUGGAGUGCUGGGAUCCUGGUAGACCUCAUAAGGCAGGCAGGGUGAGUCUUCUGAUCCUUGUUUUUCCAGGUGAGGCGGGCAGUGCCCCAAGAGGUGAUGGGCCUUGCCUGAGGUCCCACAGCCAGUGACGAGGCAGAGCAGUGACCCAGCCUAGGCCUCCUGAUUACUGAUCCCAUGCUGCUGCAGUAGCUUUGGGUAAAAAGGCACAGUUUCAGGGGCUGGUAGAGGUGAGGCCAGCUAUGCUGGGCCACAGGCUAGAGGCCUCUGGGCUUACUUGGAGGGUUAAGUCAGCAGCUGGCUCCCCAGCAUUAGGCAGGUUUAGGCUCAGCGUGCGUCUUGACCUAGAGGGUUCUGUGGUUUGCCUACACCUGUGGACAUGCCACCAGAGCUUUAGUGACACACCUGGAGUGGCACAGGCAGGUGAUCAGGGAACAGUCAUCCUUCUGGGGCCAGCCACGAACCCAUCGUCCUUCUACCAGCUCAUCUUUCCCAUUCCUUCACCUG
Enhydra lutris kenyoni (northern sea otter) is the source of this 4409-nucleotide messenger RNA. Its product is annotated as PPARG coactivator 1 beta. The record is from RefSeq and is a predicted model, not a curated record. Gene Ontology annotation, molecular function: transcription factor binding; RNA binding. Gene Ontology annotation, biological process: positive regulation of transcription by RNA polymerase II. The transcript has 12 exons. NCBI's taxonomy places the organism in Eukaryota, Metazoa, Chordata, Mammalia, Carnivora, Mustelidae. The coding region runs from base 44 to 3124 and encodes 1026 amino acids. Gene Ontology annotation, cellular component: nucleus.